Molecule: messenger RNA, 3551 nt
Organism: Entrophospora sp. SA101
Lineage: Eukaryota; Fungi; Glomeromycota; Glomeromycetes; Entrophosporales; Entrophosporaceae
Source: the annotation of a GenBank genome assembly
CAGGUUAUGCUAUAGGGGUUAUUUUAUUUCAACAGGCAUCAUUUCCCACUAGAACUCCUGAAAUGGAAAAUAAUUGUUCACAAACAAUUCAAUUCCUUGAAGAAUAUUUUUUUCAAUCAAAUAAUAACCCAGAAACAGAAUCACCAGUAUUAUUGAUUGAUUCAUAUUUAGGUUUUAUGCUUGGAUUAUCAGGGGUUAAUCAUGAAGAAGUUAAAGAAGUCAAGACAAUUUAUCAAAAAGCAUUAUCUGAUUUAAAAAAGUUUGUCGAGUUAAAUGGAAAAGUUGAAAAUGAUCAUAAGCGGCGGAUUUUAGGUUCAGCUUGGUUUGUUGCAUUUUCAAAAUUUGAAAGAUAUGAUGAAAAUAUUAUUGAACUUUUUGAAAAAUUAACAAAAUGGACUGGAUAUGAUGUUCAUUUUACUCAAACUUAUUGUUAUGUAUUACAAACUGUUCUAUUAAUCAUACCAAUAAGAGCAAUAUUACCUAAUUUACAGAAAUUUAAUGCCCAAUUGAGCUCUCAAAUAGAAGUUCUUUCAUCACCAGGAUCUAAUUCUAAAAAACGUCAGAAUGCAAUUUUGGCUUUAGGUUCUUUAUCAGGGGUGAUAUAUCCACACAAUUUUUUUUAUGAAAAGGCCAAUUCAUAUUUGUUUAAAUCUAGACCAUUUACAGUGAUCAAUCAAGUAUUGGAUACAUUAAAAAAUAUAGCAGGUGUACCAUCAUCAUCACCAUCUAGUACUGUUUUUGCUGGAGCAGCAGAAAUAAUGAUUAAAGAUGUGAAAGGUGCAAGGCUGGCAGCUAUUAUUUUGGGCAAGAUGACACAAAGUGUUGAUAAACUUUUAGUUGAAAGUAAUGAUGUUCUAAUAAAAUCAGUAUCAAAAAAUAUUGCUGACACAGAACCUAAAAACUAUUCUAGAUUACCUAAUUCAAGCUAUUUGAAAUUUUUAUUUGUAGCAUUAACAGAUGUAACAGAUAUUUUUUCAAGUAAAAGUCGCUAUGUAUAUAUGAAUUCUCCAGAAUCUACUAUAUCAAUAGAAUCAGCACAAUUGUUUUUUUCAACACUUAUGAAUGUCAAUCAAGUUUUUCCACCAGUAAAUUGGUUCCCCUUACUUGUAGAAUUUAAUAAACCAAACUUUAAACAAUUUAAAUUGCAUAUUGAAAGUAUUAAGUUUGCAAUAAAAUAUUGUGAUUGGUCAGCAUCUUUAACAGAAUACCUUAUGUAUGUAUUAAUGAAAUUCCCUGAUAUUCAAGUUAUAUCUGAUGAUGGUGAUGAUUUUAAUAGUGGUGACUUAGGAUUUGAAGAGAUACUUGUUAAUGAUGGAAUUGCUAAAAUUUUACAACUUUAUGGAUUUGAAAAAAAUGAAAAUGACAUAAUUACAGAAAUCAAAAGGCCAACAACAUCUUCAUCAUCUUCAGUUGCUAUUAAGCAAAGGCGAGGAAUCAAUGACAUUUUAAAAAAAUCAACAAUUCAUGAUUCUCGUCUUUUAGAAAUCUUUGAUGUUUUAUUUGAAAAGUUAUUUGAAAAAGUGGAAAAUAAAUAUUUAAAAAUUAUUAAGAUAAAAUUUCUAAGAACGAUAAAUUAUUAUAUUCCAUCAAAUGACAAAACAUCCAACACUGAAGAUUAUUUGACCAUAACCCAACAAGAAUUAAUUAAACGAUUAAAAAAACAUUUCUACAAUUUUAAAAUAUCAGAUUUGAAAGAACAAGAUGUUUACAUAAUACAACUGUUUACAAAAACUUGUAUGUUUUCUAAUGAUGAUAUUAUAAAAGGUGAUCAGUUGUAUGAAAAUGAGGAAGAAUUCAAGAAAUAUGUUGUAACAAUUUGUACAAUGGUCCAAUUGAAUCGUGUAGAUUCAAAAUAUCUUAUAAAUUUAUUACAAGAAAUUGCUAUUAAGCAAAGGCGAGGAAUCAAUGACAUUUUAAAAAAAUCAACAAUUCAUGAUUCUCGUCUUUUAGAAAUCUUUGAUGUUUUAUUUGAAAAGUUAUUUGAAAAAGUGGAAAAUAAAUAUUUAAAAAUUAUUAAGAAUGCAAUUUUGGCUUUAGGUUCUUUAUCAGGGGUGAUAUAUCCACACAAUUUUUUUUAUGAAAAGGCCAAUUCAUAUUUGUUUAAAUCUAGACCAUUUACAGUGAUCAAUCAAGUAUUGGAUACAUUAAAAAAUAUAGCAGGUGUACCAUCAUCAUCACCAUCUAGUACUGUUUUUGCUGGAGCAGCAGAAAUAAUGAUUAAAGAUGUGAAAGGUGCAAGGCUGGCAGCUAUUAUUUUGGGCAAGAUGACACAAAGUGUUGAUAAACUUUUAGUUGAAAGUAAUGAUGUUCUAAUAAAAUCAGUAUCAAAAAAUAUUGCUGACACAGAACCUAAAAACUAUUCUAGAUUACCUAAUUCAAGCUAUUUGAAAUUUUUAUUUGUAGCAUUAACAGAUGUAACAGAUAUUUUUUCAAGUAAAAGUCGCUAUGUAUAUAUGAAUUCUCCAGAAUCUACUAUAUCAAUAGAAUCAGCACAAUUGUUUUUUUCAACACUUAUGAAUGUCAAUCAAGUUUUUCCACCAGUAAAUUGGUUCCCCUUACUUGUAGAAUUUAAUAAACCAAACUUUAAACAAUUUAAAUUGCAUAUUGAAAGUAUUAAGUUUGCAAUAAAAUAUUGUGAUUGGUCAGCAUCUUUAACAGAAUACCUUAUGUAUGUAUUAAUGAAAUUCCCUGAUAUUCAAGUUAUAUCUGAUGAUGGUGAUGAUUUUAAUAGUGGUGACUUAGAAUUUGAAGAAAUACUUAUAAAAUUUCUAAGAACAAUAAAUUAUUAUAUUCCAUCAAAUGACAAAACAUCCAACACUGAAGAUUAUUUGACCAUAACCCAACAAGAAUUAAUUAAACGAUUAAAAAAACAUUUCUACAAUUUUAAAAUAUCAGAUUUGAAAGAACAAGAUGUUUACAUAAUACAACUGUUUACAAAAACUUGUAUGUUUUCUAAUGAUGAUAUUAUAAAAGGUGAUCAGUUGUAUGAAAAUGAGGAAGAAUUCAAGAAAUAUGUUGUAACAAUUUGUACAAUGGUCCAAUUGAAUCGUGUAGAUUCAAAAUAUCUUAUAAAUUUAUUACAAGAAAUAACCAAUUCUCCUAAUCGAGAAUCAUCAUCAAUCAACAAACUAUGGUAUUAUGGCAUUAAUGUGGUGAUGAAUGGUUUAAUUAAUUUAAGUUGGUGUGAAGAUGAUGUUAACACUGAUAAUAUUAUUGAUGGUAAUAACAGUGGUGCUACUACCCUUGCGAAUGCUAUGAUCAAUUCAUGUUUUAUUGAUUGUCAGAUAUUUGAUGAAAAUUUUAUGAGAAUUUUCAAUAAUCCUGUUAUUGUGAAACAACUUCCAAAUUUAAUUAUAAAAGAAAUUCAACGAUCAGUUGAUAUGGAUGAUAAUGGGUUUAACAUAUUAAAUGAAAAGGUAACUAUAAGAUUUCUACAGUUAUUUGAAAAUUCGAGGAAAGAGAAGGCAAAUGAAGCAAGCCAUAUAUUUUGGGAAAUUUUAAAUAGAUUGAGAUCACCUAAAAUCAGGCUUAUUUCAGAUAAUGAAAGUUAG